Hippopotamus amphibius kiboko is the source of this 2527-nucleotide messenger RNA. RefSeq names its product bleomycin hydrolase (gene BLMH). Gene Ontology annotation, biological process: response to toxic substance; proteolysis; L-homocysteine catabolic process. Gene Ontology annotation, molecular function: cysteine-type aminopeptidase activity. Gene Ontology annotation, cellular component: cytoplasm. Lineage: Eukaryota; Metazoa; Chordata; Mammalia; Artiodactyla; Hippopotamidae. The coding region runs from base 342 to 1712 and encodes 456 amino acids. The record is from RefSeq and is a predicted model, not a curated record. The transcript is spliced from 12 exons.
AGCGGGGGCCGGAGCCUCUGGGGCCGGAGCCGCGCGGAACCCGCCCCGAGUCGGGGCGCGGGCGGCUCGCAGCGCAUCAGCGACCCGCCCCCUCGGCCCUCCCCCGGGCGGGGCCCGCCCCGACGGCGCUGACUCAGCAACGCGUGGGGGGAGUUUUGUCCCUCCGCGGACCCCGUUUCUCUCGGCCUCAGCCCUCCGCCGCCACCGACCCGGUUUCCUCUUUCCGGCGCUCUGGGUGCGGGAGGCAGGUCGGGCCGCCGAGGCAGCGAGCCGCUGUGCCGUCCCGGCGCCUGCCUGAGGACCCCGAAACUACCGUUUCCCUGCCGGGCAGCGUGGGCGCCAUGAACGACGCGGCAGGACUGAAUUCGGAGAAGGUAGCUGCCCUGCUUCAGAAACUGAAUUCCGAUCCUCAGUUCGUACUGGCUCAGAAUGUCGGCACCACGCACGACCUACUGGACAUCUGUCUGAAGAGGGCCACGGUCCAGGGUACUCAGCAUGUGUUCCAGCACGCCGUGCAUCAGGAAGGCAAGCCCGUCACCAACCAGAAGAGCUCAGGGCGAUGCUGGAUCUUUUCUUGUCUGAAUGUUAUGAGACUUCCAUUCAUGAGAAAAAUAAAUAUUGAAGAAUUUGAAUUUAGUCAGUCUUACGUCUUUUUCUGGGACAAGGUUGAACGCUGUUAUUUCUUCUUAAAUGCCUUUGUGGACACAGCCCAGAAAAAGGAACCUGAGGAUGGUAGGCUGGUGCAGUAUUUGCUUUCGAAUCCCGCAAAUGAUGGAGGACAAUGGGAUAUGCUUGUCAAUAUUGUUGAAAAAUAUGGUGUUAUCCCUAAGAAGUGCUUCCCUGAAUCUUAUACAACAGAGGCAACCAGAAGGAUGAAUGAUAUUCUGAAUCACAAGAUGAGAGAAUUCUGUAUACGACUACGGAACCUGGUACACAGUGGCGCAACCAAAGGAGAAAUCUCAGCCACACAGGAUGCCAUGAUGGAGGAGAUUUUCAGAGUGGUGUGCAUCUGCUUGGGUAAUCCACCAGAGACGUUCACCUGGGAGUAUCGAGACAAAGAUAAAAACUAUCAGAAGAUUGGCCCCAUAACACCCUUGAAGUUUUACAGGGAAUAUGUCAAGCCACUCUUCAAUAUGGAAGAUAAGAUUUGUUUAGUGAAUGACCCUCGGCCCCAGAACAAGUACAACAAACUUUACACAGUGGACUACUUAAGCAAUAUGGUUGGAGGGAGAAAAACUCUAUAUAACAACCAGCCCAUUGACUUAUUGAAAAAGAUGGUUGCUGCCUCCAUCAAAGACGGAGAGGCUGUGUGGUUUGGCUGUGAUGUUGGAAAACACUUCAAUGGCAAGCUGGGCCUCAGUGACAUGAAUGUCUAUGACCAUGAGCUAGUGUUUGGUGUCUCCAUGAAGAACAUGAGUAAAGCUGAGAGGUUGACUUUUGGUGAAUCCCUUAUGACCCACGCCAUGACCUUCACUGCUGUCUCAGAAAAGGAUGAUCAGGAUGGUGCUUUCAUGAAAUGGAGAGUGGAAAAUUCAUGGGGUGAAGACCAUGGCCACAAAGGUUACCUGUGCAUGACAGAUGAAUGGUUCUCUGAAUAUGUCUACGAAGUGGUGGUGGACAGGAAGCAUGUCCCUGAAGAGGUGCUAGCUGUACUAGAGCAGGAACCCAUUGUCCUGCCAGCCUGGGACCCCAUGGGUGCUUUGGCCGAGUGAUAUUGCCUCCAGCUUUUCCUCCUCCCGUGGGACCUGAAGUAGCUGCAAAGGACAGAUCCAAGGACUGAAGCCAAAGUUACACAGGUGACUGUGUGUUCCCACGGGACACAGUCAGACUCUUGGAUUUCUCCUCCAGGAACCUCUUUGGGAAAGUGUGCUUUAUGUUGAAACAAAAUAUUCUUAAAGAAAAAAAGGGAAAGAUCAGGUCAUACUAUCUACUCUCCUCGUCUCCAACAGCUCAGGAUCUCUUAGCAUUUUAAUCAGGUGUAAUUGUUUGUCUUAUUUCUAUCACACCGGUUUAGUUCAGUGUCUAUUUUAAUAAAGCAGGAGAGGGUGAGCAGUUGAGGUGUGUGGAGAGAAGACGGACCUCGUGCUCCUUGUUCCUAGAGUAGAGUGGGGGGAGGGUGCCCUAAUAUUUGAGCUCUCAAAACUGCAUGCUGCCUGACAGUAUCACUGUCCCUCCCAGGUGGCAGUCACUGAAUUCAGGUUUUUCAAGGUAAUUUUAUGUGCCUCUAAUAGCCCAGGAAUGGGAGGUUGAUCAAAACUGACAUGAUUCCUUCCUUUGUUCUGAACUGUGGGGGAACACAGCUCUACUUGAGUCACAGUUAAGUAGAGGGUUAGAGAAAGUGGGUGGGAGAACAAACAAAACCUUAUCAUGGUCUGAACUGUAAUCGUUAGAGGGAGCUCCUGCCAAAUGGUUUAACUUCUGCCUCUGGAAUUGGGAGUUGGGUGGGCACAAAAAGGGGAUAUCCUUCCUUUCUGACAACUAGAUGGUGCUGAGAAGCUUUUGAAUAAAACACUUUGCUAAAUGAGAA